AACUGCACAGGUCGCCCAUUCGAAGACCAACACAUCGGGACAAGCAGACGGAUAUUGUGAUAGUGUUAUUGUAUAUUGAAAAUGAAGACACUUUUAUUAGUUCUCGCUACAACAGUAGCUGUCGGUCACUGUGUUGAGCUCACAAAUUACGAUAUUAGCAGAAACAGACUCGGCACCGGCCCGUCGAACGGUUUCGGAAUAAGAGACUUCCUGGACUUUUUAUUAGCCGGUUCCUACGGACAGCACUACCCCUCUGGACCUGGAUAUUACCCGGGCGGAGGGUACGGCGGUCAGUACCCUGGCGGGCAAUACCCAGGGGGCCAUUACCCGAGCAAUCCAGGAGUCGUGGGACCACCUGGCGCUCAUCCCGGAUGUCCAUUGUGUGACUCCUCUGUAUACAGCUAUUGCUCUCAUAAGCAAGCACAUGACGCAUGCUGUUGUGAUAAUCCUGCAUAUUUACCUGUUUCUUGUCGGAAGUCCAGCUGCGGAUUCCUCUACGCCAAUUCGUGCCAAGAGUACCAGCUAAUUUCGAACUGCUGCUGUGUGGACUUAUACAAGAACAACGGCGUUCCGACACCACUUCCAGUAGCCGCAUAAUCAGAAUUAUUCCAAUACCAUCAAGAGAAGAUUACCAACGAUACGCUAGACGAAGAGUAGACGAUAGAUAAACAAUAAAAUACUCGUCUAUAGGUAUACUCAAUGUAACUUAAUAUCAAGCAUUAAUAAUUUUAAACGUAAACAAGAAUUGUAGUUAACGAAUGCUGAAAUAUUUCAUUUGAAUUAUGACAUAUCAGAAAACUAAUAUUUUUGUUAUUUUUAUCUAUAAUUCACCUUAAAUUUAUUGUUCACGGUUCGUGGAACUGAACAACAUAUCAUUAAGUACCUGGACAUCUCUCAUUUAUAAAAACAUUGUCUUAGAACGUAAAUAAUAUGUGUAAAACGUGAUUCCGUUAUUUAUAUGGUCGUGUAAUUACUGAAACGAAAUAAGCAACAUAAUGUUCGAGCGUUCAUGUUAUUAGAAACAAAAUCUGUAAUGUAAGUCUUGAAUACUAGUUCAGCGAUUGCCACGGCGAAUAGCUCCGACGGAAUUACACCUCAAUAGUAAUGUGACUCAAAUAUUACUAAUUUACUUUGAUAUAAUAAAAAUUUUAACAUUUUUUUUUGUUAUGGAAGUCGACACUUCGAAACAUUUAAAACGAUUUUUUGUAAUAGAUAAGUGGUCUAAAAUAAUUGCUUCCUUUUCUUAAAGUAGCCCAUUGAUUUCCUAAGGGUCCGUGGACAUUCGUGGACCAGAUAAAGUUGGGAAACGCUGCUUUAGCUGGUUUAACUUCGUGUGAAAUAUGGUUACGACCGUCGUGUUAUAGCUUCACACAGACUGAUAUAUCAAUGGGUGUAAUGCUUGCUAUAAGAUAAUAUUGUUAACUUAGAUCUUAAUUAUAUAGUAACAUUUAGACUGUCCACAGGCCCAGAUCUACGAUUUUUUCUAACCAGAACAAAUAAUUCGUAUGGCGCCCCUUCCCCAACCCCUGAUCUUGAAACUUAAUAUAUUUUUCAGUGAAUGACAUUUUAUAUGUAUGAGAUAUUUGUAAAACUCGUUCUCUUUUUCCUAAAAUUGUUAUUUUUUAUAUGAUUUUGUCGCCUCCCUCACACUGGCGCCCGGGGCAAGUGCCCCCACUUGCCCUCCUCUAGAUCCGGGUCUGCUUGUCCAGAAAGGGAGAAUACAGACGCAAUGUCAACUUCAGUGCUGCAAUAGUUUAUUUGCCACUUCUUCUUCAUAAACACUUGUCAGCUUCUGUCACGCGUAGUUCUGAACAGGGUCUUACCUUCCUAUCUAUGACCGACAGAAGUAAAUUACUUGAGAAUAUGUCAUAACUUAAGCAGAUAUUUUUACAAGAAUUUGAAUGAAGGAAGAAAGAACUAUUAAUACUAUCACUAUUAGCAAUUUACAAUCCUUAAUUCGAAUUCUUGUCUUUAUUUAGGUUAAAAAUAUUUCCCUAAGUAAUGUAAUGACAUUUUCUCAAUUAAUUACUUCUCUCGACUAUUAAUAAGAGUGUUAGAAUAAGUAGAGCAUGUAGAUGCAAAAAUAGUAUCAUAGGGAUUGUAUUAGAAAAUAUAAAUAAAACAAUGACUAU
Molecule: messenger RNA, 2132 nt
Organism: Diatraea saccharalis (sugarcane borer)
Lineage: Eukaryota; Metazoa; Arthropoda; Insecta; Lepidoptera; Crambidae
Source: the annotation of a GenBank genome assembly